Molecule: messenger RNA, 1605 nt
Organism: Diversispora eburnea
Lineage: Eukaryota; Fungi; Glomeromycota; Glomeromycetes; Diversisporales; Diversisporaceae
Source: the annotation of a GenBank genome assembly
AUGCUUACGAAAACAUUCGAAAGUCUACCAAAUGAAUGUUUAAGAGAAAUAUUUUCUUUCAUAGAAAAAGAUGGUCAAUCCCUUUUCUCAUGUUUGUUCGUCAGUCGUUUAUGGUGUAAACAUGUAGUCCCUAUAUUAUGGCGCAAUCCUUUUCGACAUUUUCACAGUUUAACCUCUACUUAUUCAUAUACUUUGUGUAGAACACUUCUUUCUGGUCUCAACGAAAAUGAACAAAAAAUCAUGUUUCCUUACGAUAUUAGUCAAUAUAACUUCUCGAAACCUAUUUUUAAAUAUACCGAGCAUUUAGAGAAACUUUCGUUUCGUGAAAUUGAAACUGCUGCAGAUUCUUGGAUACAACAUGAGCAAAAUAAUUGUACAAAUGAACCUUGUAGAAUCCAAUUAAUAAUGGGGGCAAUUGUACAACUUAUAAUGCGAACUGGUCGUCGCUUAAAGGAAUUAAAACUUUGUAGUGGUUACGUUUGCUUGGACAUCAAGGAAGGUUUGAAAUUUAAUAAUUCUGAUCUGGGCUUUACUAAUUUAAACAAAUUAGUCAUUGAAAUAGAACAUAUUAAAAUGAUUCCAAAUUUAAUAAAAUUAUGGAAAAUAUUUCCUAAUUUGUGUAAAAAUCUUCAUGAAUUAGUUUAUAUAAUUUAUGAAGAGGAUAUUCUUGACAAUAAUAUCACAGAUUCAUUAUCUGAAAUAUUAAGUUCUCAGAAAAAUUUAAAUCGAUUCUCACUUGAAUUAUCAGAAUCUGAUAUUUUUCGUUCAGAAGAUUCUAAUGAAAAUUAUAAAAUUCAAGUAGGAGGAAUUAUGUCUGCUUUAUAUUCACGUAAAGAAUCAUUGAAUUCACUUUCAUUGAAUUUCAUUAAUUUCUCAGCGACAAACUUGGAGGGCAUCACGGAAUUAACCAAACUAGAAACCCUGGAAAUUUAUAAUUGUUCGGGAAUUUCUAAAAAAAAUCAUAACAAGUUUUUGAGAUCGUCAUUUUUCCUUAAAAAAUUAAUAUGGGAAGAUAAUGAUCCUUUGGAUAGGGAGAUUUUAUUGGCACUUCUUGGAAAAUCAGGCAGAACAUUGAUCAAUUUUGGUACGGAUGAAUUAUCGAUGGAAACCAUUCAGACGAUAACAAGGUUAUGCCCGAAUAUUAAAGAAUUUACACUAGUGUAUCAUGAUCAAGAGUUAGAUGCAUUCUUGAAUUAUUUUAAAGGAUCCAAAAUAAAUCAAUUAAAUGUUGAGUCAUCUAACUUCAUUUAUGAAGAUGAUAGACCAAUUAAUGUGCUAACGUUUUUAGGUGAAUAUAUACCUCCGAAUUUGGAGAUAUUGAAACUUAAUAGUAAGUUUGAUUCAUUUUCAUUUGAAAAAUUAUUAUCAAAUUAUUCUAUUUCAUCAUCCAAAUCAAUGCAAACAAUUCACAUUGAAGUUUUCUUAGAAGAGAUUAUAAAAUACAUUGAGAUCAUCUUUGAUUAUGUUAAACUUGGGAAUGUAUUGAAAAAAUUGGUUAUUCCACCAAUUCAGUGGAAAGAUAACGAGUUAAAUUUUAUUGAUAAAAUCAAAGAAUUUGGAAAGCAAUAUACAAUAAGUUUUUCCGAAGUUUGGAGUGACCAAUAG